Messenger RNA from Vollenhovia emeryi, 3444 nucleotides. Its product is annotated as zinc finger protein 226-like. Gene Ontology annotation, molecular function: DNA-binding transcription factor activity, RNA polymerase II-specific; RNA polymerase II transcription regulatory region sequence-specific DNA binding. The transcript has 7 exons. Bases 427 to 3267 code for a protein of 946 amino acids. Lineage: Eukaryota; Metazoa; Arthropoda; Insecta; Hymenoptera; Formicidae. Gene Ontology annotation, cellular component: nucleus. Gene Ontology annotation, biological process: regulation of transcription by RNA polymerase II. The record is from RefSeq and is a predicted model, not a curated record.
AAGGAUCAUGUGGGGCAUGCGACACAGACUUCUAGUUUUCAUGCCUUUGUACUGUUACAAAUUAAUGUUCAGCGUUACUUUAUAUUCUUUAACUUGACUACGCGUUCGUUCGAUUUUCUCAUACAAAUUGUACAAUUGUCAAAGCGUGAAAACGAAAUAAUUCGUAAGCUACACACGUGACAUCUCGAGUUGUCGCGCCAAUUGUCUCAAAUGGGUAACAAAAAUGCUCCGAGAACGUUUCAAUUAUAUCGGCCUCGAGGUUAGAAAAGUAAUCGUGCAAAACAUUGUUGCAAUAACAUCAGUAUUGUUACAAGUUAAGUCGAGGGUUGAUGGAAACGAACACAACGCACGUAUUAAUUGACGAAUAAGUUGUAACACGAGAAAUAGAUUCCCAGCAGAAGUGUUAAGAGGUGCGUUCGCUGCAACAUGCUGAAAACUUUCAAGUGCCUCCAAUGUGACUCAACCUUCGACCGUGCCUCGCAACUGGACUACCACCGUCGGAGUCUACACCUGGGCGAGAGGUCCCAGAUAUGCCAGAUAUGCGGGAAGGGCUUCUUUCGCAAGGCGGACCUGCGCACCCACUUGAACAUUCAUCUGGGAACAAAUUUUCACAUUUGCGAGAUCUGUGGCAGGAAGUUCAGUCACAUAUCAAAUCUUAUAAGACACUGUAGAAUGCACACUGGAAUCAAACCGUAUUCGUGUUCAAUUUGCGAAAAGAAUUUCACGCAAAUGUCUUCGCUGGCAAGACACAAACAAAUGAUACAUGGGAUACCAAAGGAUGUUGCACAGCAGUAUUAUAAUUCUAGUCUUAUCAGUAAUAGGUCACGAUUCAGCAGCCAAGCGUCGAAAGAAAACAAGACAAUAGGUAAUAAUGAAGAGAGCAGAUUUCACGAAGCAUCUUAUGUGGAGCCGAAACAUAUUAGCCAGAAUACUAGAGAUUCAGAUGUAAAAAGUGAGACAAUUCCCAAUCAACGUGAUGUUGAUAUGGACAAUAAAGCGUGCUUAUUCGAAACUAUUAUUUGUGUCACGUCUAAGCAGUUUGAAGAAGGUAAUUUGGCAGAAAAUGAGAGUACAAAUCGAUCGCCGCAAGAUCAGUUUGCCGAGAUUGAGGAAAGAUUUGGAGCUACUGAUUUGUCAACGAAUAACACUAUCGUUUCAAAUUCUCCCCAAGAUAUAGUUAAUAAUUAUGAGAUACAAUCUAAGGACAGUAUAACGUAUUUACAUCAAUUGGACAAGAACAUUGUUGCCUUCCUAUCUCGAGAUAGAGAAUUUAGUGUUGAAUCAGAGACCCAAAGCGAUGAAAGCAUUUUGAGGUCGAACGACUCGGAUAUAUGUAUAUCCCGAGAGAUCUGUAAAGAAUCUUCCAUAGACAGCGUGAGAGACUCAUUGAAUAUGGAAACGGAUCUACAAGCCUGUAAUUCCAGCGAAGUUUUGACGGACCAAAAGUUUCUACAUAAACAAGUAAGCAAGGAAAUUAUUAGUGAAAGUAAAAAGUGUAAUAAACUAUUAAGCGAUGACGACAAUCAAUUGUAUAUAGAACUCUCGAAUUCGGGAAUGCUGAAAUUUGACGAGCCUCGUUAUUGCAAUAGCACCAAUUUAGCCGGUGCGAAUAUUAUCCAUGCCACCAAGUCCCAUCAUUCCGAAAGUAUCACUGCUAAUGAAGUAAUAAGCACUUCCGAUGCUAUGCAGAAUCAGGAAGGCUUGCUGCACAAUGAGGAAAAUGUAGAAAGUUUCAGCAACGCCUGUAAUAUAGUAUCGAACAACGAAGAACCGAUGUUGCGCUUAGUACAGACAGAGACUGGUGAGCAAUUUUAUGAAUUUAUAAUAAGCAAUUUGGUAGAAAAAAUGCAGAACGCUUCGUGCACGAAAGAUCUCGAGGAUACAAUAGAGGAUCCGUCAAAUACCUUUAGAGAUGAUGAAAAGAUCAAUUCGACAUCAAAGGAAAGUGAAAAGAACGAUCAGAUGGAGCAUCAACAAGCUUUGGACGGUCUGGUUGAUAUGAAUAACGAAUUUAAUUAUGCGCAAUUUGAUUUUCCUAGAGAGGAAAAGAGUUGCGCUGUCCUAAGCCACGGUGAAUCCGAACAUUUCGUGCAGAAUUCAAAGGCGGACGAGUGUGUAGGUAGCAUGCAGGAGAAAAGUAUGCAGGUCUACAAUUCCGGGAACUUGGAAUUAUUGGAGAGCGAGUCGCACGUUGAUUUUGACAAAUACGUCGAGACCAAUCUCGAGGCGUUUGAGAGGCUGAAUUAUGAAAAUUGCAACGAGAGAUUUUUGGAAUUUGUCGAGGUCGCCGAUAUUGGUAUGGAAUCAUCAGGAUACAAGGAACUCUCGAUGGUACGUUUGAUUCCAAACGAUGGCGAACAUCUGUUGGAACUGCUUCAGGAUUCUCAGACUGACCAGGAAGUAACUCGAGAUUUCGCGCCAGCUAAUAAUUUCAAAGAUUGUGCCAACAUUUUGCAAGAUAGUAAUAAAAUUGCCGAAUGUCCCAAAAGUAAAAUAGACUUUUUCACAUACGUCGAGGAUAACGUGCCAUUGGGGGAAAAUGUAAAUAGCAGCCGAGGCACAGAGAAUAUUGAAGGGCGUAUAGACAGCGGUGAUCAUUUGCCUACUAACGUAAUGACUGAAGAUGCGAGUAAUAAGAACUGUGGCAAAACGUUAGAAGAAUCGAAAAAGUCGAAAACAAUUUCAAAAAAAUUCCAAUGCUCGGUAUGCAAGAAGGCGUUCUCGACGGCGUACAAUUAUAAGCAACAUAUCGGUAUACAUUUUACUGAUCAGCAAAAAUUUCAUUGUAAAGACUGCGGAGUGUCCUUCGCAUGGAAGUCGACUUUGAAUAAGCAUAUCGCAAACAACCACAGCUCGGAUGGUCCGCAGAAGUUUGUCUGUGAAAUUUGUCCAAAAGUCUACAGCACCUUAUCACAAGUAAACGAGCAUGUAAAGAGGGACCAUUUAAAGCAGCGCAAUCACGUUUGCCUGCACUGUGGCAAGUCUUUCUUCAAGAAAUUCGACCUAAAGACUCACAGCAGGACGCACACAAAUGAACGUCCGUAUGUGUGCCGCGUUUGUGGCAAGAGAUUUCAUCAUCAGAGCCACAUUAUUCGUCACGAGCGCACGCAUUCGGGCGAGCGGCCAUACACUUGCGACAUUUGUCAAAGGACCUUCAUGCAACCCAGCUCGCUGAAGGCGCAUAAGCAGAAGCACCAGCAGAUCCGGAUGGAUUUUCUGGAUUACCAGAUCGAUGAGGAUGAUCCUGUUGCACUAGUAACGCUGUAAAAUGCGUAUCUCUAGUGUAAGAUAAACGUUAAUACGAUACGUUUCGUUUGAUGUGGGAACAAGGUAGCAGAUGUAUAAUAGUAUAAUACUAGUAAUAAUCAGUCGUACAAUUUCUAUUUUAACAGCAUUGUUAUGGCCAUGUUAUCUUUUUCAUUAAACUGUUUAAAAAAUGUGGAA